Dama dama (fallow deer) is the source of this 731-nucleotide messenger RNA. It is a transcript of the gene DNAAF6, whose product is annotated as dynein axonemal assembly factor 6. Lineage: Eukaryota; Metazoa; Chordata; Mammalia; Artiodactyla; Cervidae. The record is from RefSeq and is a predicted model, not a curated record. The coding region runs from base 90 to 731 and encodes 213 amino acids. Gene Ontology annotation, biological process: flagellated sperm motility; axonemal dynein complex assembly. Gene Ontology annotation, cellular component: cytoplasm. Gene Ontology annotation, molecular function: dynein intermediate chain binding; protein-folding chaperone binding. The transcript has 7 exons.
ACAAAGUUGUUACCCAGGCAACAGAGCGACGCAGAGCUCUCCGCUUUAUUUUCGGAGCCAAGAGAGGCAUCCCAAAAGUGACACAGAAUAUGGAAUCUGAAAAUGCAGAAAGUGAAAAUAUGGAAACAGAAAAUAUGGAAUUUGAAAAUAUGGAAAUUGAAACAAUUUCUUCGGUUUCGGCAUUACAGGCUCUCUCUAAGCUACUUUAUCCUGAAGAGGAUGACUUUGAAUCCGGACAGUCAAAUAGUUCAUCAACAAUGGGAGCCAUGGGACCUGGAAAUAUUGGACCACCAAAAAGAGAAGAGCUUAAAGUCAUCCCUCAAACUAGUAGUGAAAAUUGUGAGGAAAUCUGGAAUCCAGAGGAAGUUUCAGAAGGAGCAGAGCAUCACGAUACGUGGGAUGUUAGAGACACACCAGAAUAUGAAAUUGUAUUCAAACAGCAGGUGGGAACAGAAGAUAUGUUCCUAGGAUUGACCAGAAAGGAUGCGUCAACUGCAUGUUGCAAGGAUCUAGUGGUGAAAAUUAAACUGCCAAACACCAACCCUUCUGAUAUUAAAAUCGACAUUCAGGAGACGAUCUUUGACCUCCGUACUACUAAUAAGAAGCUGCUGGUAACCCUUCCCCAUCCUGUGGACUGCAGCAGUGCCAAAGCCUUCUAUAUCCUCGAUACUGAGACUCUCGAAGUCACCAUGACUAUGAAACGAGAGUUGGAUUUCAUUAAUUUCUUCUGA